AUGAGCUCCAUCACCUCUUCAGCUGGUAAAGUUGAAAGUGUGACAGUCAGAAGAACAGAAUCCUCAGAUGCUGAAGAGAUCAAUAAUCUGAUCAGUCCGUCAACUGUUGCUGUGUUUGGAAGAGUCAAUGUUAUUCACCUUCUUGAGAAAGCAAAUUUAGCGGUGACCCUGAGCACAACACAGAAUAAAGUGCUUGCUCAUGCGGCUUUCUCCGACCACCCCAUGGAAGAGCUGGUUGAUCCAGCAUGCUGGGAGAAUGUACUUCAGAGUGACUUCAAACCGCUGAAUACUCUUUUCCUGCGUCUAUUUGUGGCUCAGCCUGGUUUCUCCAUAGGGGGCGCCAAAGAGAUAGUGAGAACAGUCUUCAAUACCAUAAUUGAGCUGGAAUACAUCUGCCUUAUGACUCCCUACAGAGGCACGCUUGAGCCAGCGCUGGAGAAGAUCUUUGAACCCAUGACGUCUGUUAAGGAGGAUGUUCAGUUUUCGGCCUACGUUUGUCAUCGACACAGCCACUGCCCUCGGCUUAAUGUUCGCAGAGCCAGAGUGGAAGAUCACGAUGACCUCAUGCACAUAUUUGGAGAUCAGAUCACGUCACUGGUGGAAUCCCAUGGGCCGUACUUCCUGUCUGAACUAAUCGAGACUCAAGAUGAGGAGAAUCAUGCAGCUGUUUGUGAAAGUGAAGGAACUACUGUUGGUUUCGUCAGUGUGAGUGGUCACAUUGACCUGAAGCUCCUCAAUAAGUGCUUUGAACUUGGAGUAUUUGAAGGACUGAGUAAAACAAAUCCAGCUGACCACACAGAAGAAACAGUGAAACCAGAGGAACCAAACCCCUCAGAGAAGGAGAACAAUGUCCCUGAUACUCAGGAAUCAGAUGAAGCCAAAGGAACUUUGGAAGGUGAAUUGGAGACAGAAGAAGAUAUGAGAUGUGAAGAGAUUUCCAGUGGGCCUGAUGGCAUAUGUCAGUCAGAGCAUAUUGAGUCAUGCAUCAAAGAAACAGUGGACUCCAGUAAAGACCCAGAACUGAAUGAUUCUCCUAAUGUGUUCUGCAUCCAGCUCUUCACCAUGGAAAAGAGGUUUGAAAUGAGAUCAGCAGACUUCUUAUCGUACCUGUUUAAACUUUUCCCGGAUCGUGAUUUCUGUGUGAUCUCUGUACCUAAACCGGCCCCAGAAUUCCCACUGCUGCAGUCUUUUAUUAGAGUCAUUCCUCGUGACACCAGCACUUUUCCACAGGAGCUCUACUUGUGCCACCGCUGGGCACUGCUCAGGAUGUUUGAUGUGCGUGUGGUUGUGUCGUCCGAUAUCCCAGCAGUCCAGAGUUUGAUUGAGAGUCUCGGUCAGCAGGAAUCCAUCAGAGAUGAUCUGGAUCUGUUCCUGCAGAAACGGAAAGACUUGGAUGGCACUGCUCUUCAGGCAUUUGUGGCUCAGGUUCAGGGGCAAAUUGUUGGUUUAAUAAUCAUCAGAGAUGAAGAGGACAUCGAGUUCAUCCGAGCCCACUUUGAUGUUGAGAGAUUCAUGUACUUCAGCAUUCACCAGAGAGAGGAACACGGUCGACUCUGUCACUUCUUUCUCAAACCCAUAUUCCAGCACCACACUAAACAUUUCUUUAAGGAGGUGCUGCGAUUGGCACACAAGUCCUGCUUGAACUACCCCCUCUAUCUGCACCAUAACAGACAGAAGAAAGACAGUUCUCAGUCUCUGCCAGCUGUGAUGAACUUCAUGGUGCCCGUGAGCGCGAGACGACAAAUUAUCUACCCACUCGAAAAGCUGGGCAUCAACGCACCGUCCCGUCGGAUCACCAGAGAACAGGCUCCCUUUGCUCUGUACUACACAAACAUAAAGCUGACCAUGGAGCCAAAGGUCACCAUCAAUGCCAGAAUAGUGGUUGUAGGAGCAUCUGACACAGGUUUAGCUCUCCUUGAAGCACUGACUUUCUGUCCUCAUCUUGGAUUCAACAAUCUCACUCUCAUAUCCACUCAAGGCCUUUCAGAUUGCUACUCUGAUGACAACAUGAGAUUUCUGGCUACAAGUCAUUCCUACAGCGAUCAAGAUCAGUCUCGGCUGUCUUUGCGUUCCUGGAUCAGUGUUGUGACGGGCAAGAUGACGGCCAUCGACCGGGAGGUCAAACAGGUGGAACUGGCAGGAAAUCAUAAAGUGAAUUAUGACUAUCUGAUCCUCUGCACUGGACUGCAGUAUCAGAUUCCCAGUCUCACCAGUACUGAUGUCUAUAUCUCGACUACCAGCGGUCCGAACCCAAAUCAGCCCAGGCACAGAUACACUGGACCCAUUCCGGCCAGCCUCUUCACCCUCAACAACCAGUAUGACUGCGCAAAUGCCAAACACUGGCUCAUCAACAAUUUUGUGGAGUUGACAGGUGAUGCUGUGGUUUAUGGAAACACUAUAGAUGUCUACACCUGCGUGGAGACCCUCAUGUGUUUAGGUAUCAGUGGCGGGAGGAUUCAUGUAGUCCACCUACCUGAUGAUGACCCAUCCUUCUGUUUCCAUGACAUCUCAGUGGAAAAUACAGUGAAACAGGCUCUUAAGAAAGAGGAAGUCCACAUCCAUCACAACUGCCUCUUGGCUCAACUCAAUGACGGACAGCACCCAGAUCCAAUAACAUCAGUGUCCUUCACCACUGAUGGCCCACCUCUACGACUGGAGUGUGGAGUCUUCUUCAACUUCUCUCAUAAAACCGUUGACUACAAUGCCUUUAAGGCUAUCAAUGAUGCCUGUUUGGUGUUCGAUGGCCGUCUGGUCAUAGAUAGCACCUUCCAUACCAACGACCCUUCUAUAUAUGCUGCUGGCCCCUUGACCAAAUACUCCCGCCGUUACCAUGCUGACAAAUGGACCGGUUCCAGCUUUAAUUCUAAGGAGGUGGGGCAGAGUUUGGCAUCUGUUCUUCUGCCCUUAUUCGACCCGACUCUGGAGCCCACCAUCAGCCCCCCAUCUGACCUGGAGAACCUCAUUCCACUCUACAGUCAGGCCAAGAUCCAAGGUGGAAGGUUACCAGGCGGCUACAAUUACCUCAGUCUUGCCAAACCGGCUGCCAACGAGCACAGAACUGCAUCAGCUCGGCAAGGUCGUGAUAUUGUGACCGGCCGCACUGAAACCGGGAACUACUUUCACCUGUAUCUCAACCAGCACGAUGUAGUGGAGAGCAUCACGUGUCUUUCUAAGAAUGCACUUCCUGUCUCAAACCUCCUGUGCCUCUACGGCAAACACCAGCUGCUGCUGAAUCAUCUGUGCUCACGCUACGACGAGGGUUUGAUCCAUGACAUGUACAGUUUUUUCCAAGAGAGUUGGUGUUUGGCUCUUUAUCACGACCGCUUUUCUGACUUUGAGCAGGAAGUUCGCCAAAUCAUGGAUUCAGCAAAACUAGAGGGUGAGUGUGGUUUGAUGUCAAUUCAAGAGGUUCUUCAGAAGAUUGUGGAUGAUAAACCGGAGACAGACCAGCCGAUGAAUCUCAGCGAGAUGUUUCAGAAGAGUGAGGCGUAUUUUGCUCUGAAGAAAAGUGUUCUGGAUUAUCUGAAGUACAACAGAUAUCACCUGACUAUGUAUGCGCAGCCAGGACUGCUGUAAUCAUUGUUAAAGGGAUAGUUCACGCAAAAAUGCAAAUUCUGUCAUCGUUUCCUCACCCUCAUGUAGUUUCAAACCCGUAUGACUUUAUUUCUUUUGUGAAACACAAAAGGAGCUGAGGCUAACAUUCAGAAAAAGGUUUGGAACAACAUGAGGGUGAGUAAAUGACCACAGAAUUUUCAUUUGUGGGUCAACUAUGCCCUAAAUAUUAAGGAGUAUAAAACUCAGUACUUUGUAAUUUCUUUGUAUUUGCUGCACCAUAUAUUUUGGGGGUCAAACACAUAUUGUGUUGGGGGUGGGGUGGCAAAGAACUUGAGCAAAUAAAUAAAAGCUUCAUGCUUUUGUCACAUGCAAACCUUUUUGGUGUUAUGAGUGACAAUCCUUUAAAAAGCGUAUGUCGCUUUUGAAUAACCCAUGCAUGUGACAUACUUUGUGACAUGUUAUGUACAGAUCUGAUGUUGGAUGCAGCAUGACUUCUAAGCGUGGUGGGGCAGAUAAGGACAGAAUGAGGGUAACUCUGAAGGGUUGUAAAGACAGACCAUAGGAGCAGCUGUAUGAUAAUGAAUGUUGGGCAGAAAAUCA
Molecule: messenger RNA, 4155 nt
Organism: Myxocyprinus asiaticus (Chinese sucker)
Lineage: Eukaryota; Metazoa; Chordata; Actinopteri; Cypriniformes; Catostomidae
Product: cilia- and flagella-associated protein 61-like
Exons: 25
Coding region: 1-3576 (1191 amino acids)
Source: RefSeq, a predicted model, not a curated record